Molecule: messenger RNA, 1188 nt
Organism: Loxodonta africana (African savanna elephant)
Lineage: Eukaryota; Metazoa; Chordata; Mammalia; Proboscidea; Elephantidae
Gene: RBMXL2
Product: RBMX like 2
Exons: 1
Coding region: 1-1188 (395 amino acids)
Biological process (GO): positive regulation of mRNA splicing, via spliceosome
Cellular component (GO): spliceosomal complex
Molecular function (GO): RNA binding
Source: RefSeq, a predicted model, not a curated record
AUGGUUGAAGCCGAUCGCCCGGGGAAGCUUUUCAUUGGCGGUCUCAACCCCGAAACCGACGAGAAAGCCCUAGAGGCUGCGUUUGGCAAGUAUGGCAGCAUCGUCGAGGUGCUCUUGGUGAAAGACCGAGAAACCACCAAGUCUAGGGGCUUCGCGUUCAUCACCUUCGAAAGCCCAGCAGACGCCAAGGCCGCCGCCAGAGACAUGAACGGCAAGUCCCUGGAUGGUAAGACCAUCAAGGUGGCCCAGGCCACCAAAUCGGCGUUUGAGAGCGGCCGGCGAGGCCCGCCGCCGCCGCCCCGCAGCGGCGGCCGCCCAAGGGGCCUGCGUGGGGUCCAGGGGGGCGGUGGCCCACGGCGACUCCCUUCCCGGGGGGAGCCCGCUGACGACGGCGGCUACGCCGAGGAUUUCGACCUGCGGCCCUCCAGGGCCCCAAUGCCCGUGAAGCGCGGGCCGCCGCCGCCGCCGCCCCGCCGAGCCGGGCCGCCCCCCAAGAGGGCCGCGCCGUCGGGCCCGGCUCGCAGCAGCGGCGGUGGAAUGCGCGGGCGGGCCCCGGUCGCGCGUGGGAGAGACGGCUAUGCGGGCCCGCCGCGCCGGGAGCCGGGACCCCCUCGCCGGGACCCCUACCUGGGCCCCCGGGAGGAGGGCUACUCGCCCCGAGACAGCUACUCGAGCCGAGACUACCUGAGCGGCCGCGACCCCAGGGAUUUCGCGCCCUCGCCGAGAGAGUACACCUACCGCGAUUACGGCCACUCCAGUGCCCGGGACGACUGUCCGUCGAGAUGCUACAGCGACCGAGAUGGCUACGGGGGUCGCGACCGUGACUACGCGGAUCAUCCGAGCGGAGGCUCCUACCGAGACUUCGUCGAGAGCUACGGGGACCCGCGCGGGGCCGCAGCCGUGCGCGGCCCGCCGCCAUCUUACGGCGGAGGCGGCCGCUAUGAAGAGUACCGCGGCUGCUCCCCCGACCCCUACGGAGGCGGCCGCGACAGUUACACCAGUGGCCGGAGCGACCGCUAUUCCAGGGGUCGCGAACGGGUAGGCAGACCGGAUCGGGGGCUCCCCCCGUCCAUGGAAAGGGGGUGCCCUCCGCGUGAUUCCUACAGCAGGUCGGCCCGCAGGGCCCCCAGGGUCGGAGGCCGCCUUGGAAACCGGCGGGAGAGAGGAGGAGGCCGGAGCAGAUACUAA